Messenger RNA from Kogia breviceps (pygmy sperm whale), 2165 nucleotides. Lineage: Eukaryota; Metazoa; Chordata; Mammalia; Artiodactyla; Physeteridae. The record is from RefSeq and is a predicted model, not a curated record.
AUGGUAGGUGAACGGGAAUGCCGGCGUGGGCACGGGCGCGGCGGGGAGAGCGCGCGGGCAGGGUCUCCCCGGGGUUGCAGAGAUCGGAGGGCCCGUCGGGACGCCCCCCUCCCCGGGGGACUCGCGGCCUCCUGGGGUAUUUCUGUCUUUUCGUCGGCCACGCUCGCUGCGGGGCUGGAGGCGCCGGCGCAGCGACCUUUCUCGGGGCGCGGGGAACCUCUCUCGAACCUGGGUUGGCGCCUGCGCAUUCCCAGCUCCUCGCCUCCGUCCCCGCUCGGCUCCCACAGCGGCCGGGGCGGGGAGUGCGGGUGCGGCGGCCGCCGGCGGAACGCUCCCCUCUGCCUCAAUUGCUCCACCCUCCCUGGAGACAGGUCCCUGGGCGCAAGAAGCCCGGUGCCCUGCAACAACAGCAGGGCCCUGGGGCCCUUUGACCCCCAGGACUUGAACCUGACUGAUGAGGAGCUCAGGCUCAAGUACCUGGGGCCCCAGCAGACGGAGCUGUUCGUGCCCAUCUGUGUCACGUACCUGUUGAUCUUCGUGGUGGGCGCCGUGGGCAACGCGCUGAUCUGCGCCGUCAUCCUGCGCCACAGGGCCAUGCGCACACCCACCAACUACUACCUCUUCAGCCUGGCCGUGUCGGACCUGCUCGUGCUGCUCCUGGGUCUGCCCCUGGAGCUCUACGAGAUGUGGCGCAACUACCCGUUCCUGCUGGGCGCCGGUGGCUGCUACUUCCGCACGCUGCUCUUCGAGACUGUCUGCCUGGCCUCGGUGCUCAACGUCACCGCCCUGAGCGUAGAGCGCUACGUGGCCGUGGUGCACCCGCUGCAGGCCCGGUCCGUAGUGACGCACACCCACGUGCGCCGCGUGCUCGGGGCCGUGUGGGGCCUCGCCCUGCUCUGCUCUCUGCCCAACACCAGCCUGCACGGCAUUCGGCAGCUGGACGUGCCCUGCCGGGGCACGGUGCCCGACUCGGCCGUGUGCACCCUGGUCCGCCGGAGAGCCCUCUACAACCUGGUCGUGCAGGCCACCGCGCUGCUCUUCUUCUGCCUGCCCAUGGCCACCAUCAGCGUGCUCUACCUGCUCAUCGGGCUGCGGCUGCGGCGUGACAGGCUGCUGAUUCUCAGGCAGGAGGCCAAGGGCAGGGCCAGGACUAGCGACGGCCGCAGGCUCCAGCCGCUGCAGGAUCGGGCUCGGACACAGGUGACCAAGAUGUUGUUUGCCCUGGUCGUGGUGUUUGGGAUCUGCUGGGCCCCGUUCCACAUCGACCGCCUCAUGUGGAGCCUCGUGUCCCGCUGGACCGAGGGCCUGCACCUGGCCUUCCAGCACGUGCACGUCGUCUCCGGCGUCUUCUUCUACUUCAGCUCGGCCGCCAACCCUGUGCUCUACAGCCUCAUGUCCAGCCGCUUCCGGGACACCUUCCGGGAGGCCCUGUGCCUGGGGACCCGGUGCCGCCGCCACGGACCCCGCCGCAGCUCCCACAGCCUCAGCAGGGUGACCACGGGCAGCACCCUGUGUGACACGGGCUCCCCCGGCAGCAGGGCCCAGCCCCUGGCUGAGGGGCGGCAGGAGACGGACCCUUCCUGAGAGGAGCCUCAGGCAGCUUCACCCUGCGGGCCCAGAGGGCCACAUCCAGCUUUGGGGGCCACACCUGCCUCCUCUGCAGCGUGUCUUUGUGGCCUGUCCCCCUUCGUGCCCCGUCCCCACUUCAGCCUAGAAACCCUGACCAGCCACCUCAGUGAUCCCGCCCCACCCAUGGGUCGGAAGGGCUAUAAGGUUGCUGUCUGUCCUCCAGACUCUCAGGUCCCCGGUUCCAGCCCUUCCCCUGGAAGGGGAACAUCGUGGUCGGAUAACCGCGCACGGCAAGACUCCAUCUGGGGAACCCCCCCGCCCCCAGCCCGUUUCUGAACUGUUUCCGUGGCGCCCUGCCUCUCCUUCCCACUUCUUGCCGAGCUUCUGCAGGUUCUGGCCCAUUCCGUCCCUCUCUAGCUCUUGGCCUGCAACUGGGAUCCUGACCGGACCCCUCCCUGGCCCCCAGUCGGCUUGCUUUGCUCUGGGAGCUCCACCUGGUGGAGCCACUAGGCGGCAGGGGUGUCGGGGAUCCAGGAGCCCUGGCUCCGGUCUCGGCUGAGCCACCACCACCUUGCCCCGGCCGGCAUCAAGCAAAC